This is a messenger RNA of Zophobas morio, 6995 nucleotides long. RefSeq lists its product as uncharacterized. Bases 114 to 6881 code for a protein of 2255 amino acids. The record is from RefSeq and is a predicted model, not a curated record. Gene Ontology annotation, cellular component: ciliary inversin compartment. NCBI's taxonomy places the organism in Eukaryota, Metazoa, Arthropoda, Insecta, Coleoptera, Tenebrionidae. Gene Ontology annotation, molecular function: protein binding. The transcript has 4 exons. Gene Ontology annotation, biological process: protein localization to ciliary inversin compartment.
UAGAUUUUCAUGCGUAACUUUAAAAUACUUGCAGUUUUAUUCUUGAAAAAGUGUGCAAAAAAGAACAUACUUGUAUAAGAUUUUAAUUGAUGUAAGCUAAAGUAAAUAACGUUAUGGCAACAAAAUCAGACAAUGACGAAAAACGGAAAAAACUUUUUAAACCGGAAACGUAUAAAAAAAGAUCAGGGACCAAUGAUUCUGGAAAGGAAUUCGAAUACAUGAUGUGUGCGUUAUAUGCCUUAAAACUAACUCUAAACAAAAACGUCAGUGAUUUUAAAAUGACAGCAAACAACGACGAAUACGGGGCUUUUGACGACAUAUCUUUAAAGAUAACAUUCACAAAUGGAGAAUCAAAACUCUUCCUCCUACAACUAAAACAUAAAGAAAGUAAGGAUCGAAAUAUAAACUCGACAAAUCUUGCAUCUCUAAAUCAAGAUUUUAGUUUAAUAAAAUAUAUAAGUUCGUUUGAAAAACUUAACGUUCAGAGUACAACUUGCAUCUUGUACACAAACUGUGGAAGUGGAACUAAUAAAAAAAGCAUCAAGGGCCAAAAUUUUAAAAUUCCUUUAAAACCACAAGCUCCACCGAAACAAAACUUUCAACAAGAUGUGAAGAUCGACUACGAACCAGAUUUUAUUAAUCUUCUAGUCAAAAGAAGUGCUGACACGGAUAUAUCAAUAAAUAUUCAAAAGAAAAAAAGGAGAGUAUCAUCUGUUCAGAAAGACGACAAAUACCAUGAGUCAAACUUUAUGCGUAUUGUAGUAGAUAAAAAUAAGCUACCUGAUGAUGGAAACCUAACCAUAAAUAUCACGACAACGAAAAAUAAAAAUGCGAAAGAACGAGUUUCUGCUAAUGUAGGGGUAGAAGAAGAAGCAUCUUCAGACAACGACGUUAUAGUUUGCGUUAAAAAGCAGGCAAAAAAAUCAACUGCACAAACAAAAACAGAGACAGAUGAAAAACAAGACAGAUAUUUAGAUGUUACUGUGAGGGAAGGCAAAUUAUCAGACCCAGAAAACGAAAUAAUAAAUACCAAUCAAGACAAAGAAGGAAAUAGUUCCAGUGUUUUUCAAUUUGAAAUUUUGGGAGAUAAUGGCAUAUUAAAAAAACUAGAAGAUUUUUCAAAAAACUUUUAUCUUUUAGUUAAUCAACAGAACGUCGAUACAGUUAAAGGAACCCUUAAAGAAAUGUUACUCAAGGAAUUAAAUCAAGAUAUUUAUAAUUCUUUCGUGUGUUUUAUAAACAACUGGUGGUCUCGAAGAUUUGUUCUGACGAAACAUACCGUCAUUUGCAAAUUAGUUGAACUAUCGCUUUCGCCUUGGUGUCAAAAAAUUUCUUCAAGUAAAAUAAACCAGAAAGGUAAUCUUCUUACAAAAGUAAUAAUGGAAUUCGAAAUGACUAUCGUCAAAAACGUCCAGAACGAUAUUGUACAGGACAUAUGGGACACUUCAUGUGAAGAUAGAGAAGAUUUUAACAGAGCAAAACAGUUCCUUAUGGGUGGGUUAGAACUAACUCCUGAACAAGAAGAUAAAGUUUGGUGGUAUUUGAAUAAAGUUCCUUUAAUUGUUGCAAUGCAUGACCACAACAAGGAUCAAAUAAAACGAGCGAUAACUCUAUUCGAACUAGAUACGUAUGGCACGGAAAAGAAGAAAAUUGUUUUUUUAGGAAAUGUAAAAAAGGACGAUUUUCCACAGUGGAAUGUUUUCGAUAAUCUGUGUGAUAUCAAAAACGAGAACGUAUAUCAGCAAAUUAUUUCUACUUUCUACGUGUCUCUGCAAGGGAGACAAGAAAUUAAUCUUGAGAAACUAGAAAUUAAGGACGUUGAAGUGAACGAAUUGUUAGAGAUGACACAGAAGCAGUUUUUGUCGGUGGACGAGCAGGACAGGAAACUGCCGGUUUCAUAUAUCUCACGAACUUUAACCUCAGUUUUCCUGGACACGAAUAAAAUGAUAGAAUAUCUAGCUUCUACAGAAGAUUGUAUAAUAAUUAUUAAUUGCGACGAACGUCUGCAAACAUCUUUUGACAUCAAAAACACAUCUGUGAUAGAAUUUUCUCAAUUUUUUGAAAAUUAUGAUGUGUCUUCGACCGAGAAUACAGUUUUACUGUGUACUAACCGCAAAUGUUCGUAUUCUGAUUUUGAUGAUGUUUACAAAAAAGUUACAAAUUGUGAAAAGUCAUUUCACAUAUAUUUACUCCAAACUGUCGACAACGGUUUUUGUACAAUCCUUAACAAACGAGGACAUAAACUACCUAUAGAUGAUCUAAAAAUAGAAUACAGCGUUACAGAAAACGUUUUCUUUAGGUAUUUUAAUAAUCACCUGAACGUUUUUUGUGCCCCACCAGGAAUGGGAAAAUCGACUUUGUUGGUUUAUCUGAGUAGAUGUUGCCCGUCCGAUUUCUGGUGUUUACUUGUUAGACUAAUCGAUUUUAAUCCGUUUUUGAGAAGCAAACCCGAUAAUAAAGAAAUGUUACGCUGUUUCAUGCACGGAAAGUCUUCGACAAAUGAAACAUUUGAUUCACACUUAAAGAACGCGUUUUUAAAAACGAAAAAAAUCUACGUUCUGCUAGACGGUUUGGAUGAAGUAGACAGUGCACAGUUUGAUCUGGUGGUGAAUUUUUCCAAGUGGAUCUUAACUCAAGGUGGCUACAUAUGGAUUUCAUGCAGAGAAAAUUUACGUGAUAAAGUUACGUCGUCAUUACACGCAGUAACUGUUGAUAUAAAUGAACUUACUUUCGAAGAACAACAACAAUAUGUCAAGAAUAGACUGGACAAAACUUUUGAAGACGAGGAAUUGCAAAGGAUUAUUAACGUAGUGUUCGCGAGUUCCAAAAUCAUGAUCAAAAACCAACAACUACUAGCAAUCCCCUUGCAACUGUAUAUUAUCACCGAAAUUCUUUGCACCGACGCCCGAGUUUAUGAAAGUAUAAAUGAGAAAAACUUCUUCGUUCUAACAAAACUCUACAAAAUAUUUUUCGAGGGCAAGAAAAGUUUCUUACACGAGAAAAUCGGUAUAGCCCAUCAAGAUGAACACAUCGGUUACAGAUUCGAACAUCACCUGAAACUGUACGAGAUUCCUGCUUUGAGAACUGUCUUAGACGAAAAUGACUACCAGAAGUUGGACAUUAAUGACAACGAAACUCAAAGAUACUUAGAAGAUUUAAAACGAGUAGGAGAAAAAUUUGGAAUUAUCAAUCACGUUUCCGAAGACAACAGAGUCAUUUUUAACCAUCAAACCUACGCCGAAUAUUUUGCUUGCGCGUGGUUCCUGCAAAAUCUGAAUAAGUUACGUUUGCUCCAAGACGUUAUAUUUUUAGACAAAUAUGCCAACUUACGAAUGAUGUUUGAUAUUUUAAUGGCGGAGGAGUGUCCUUUGCAUCUGGCUGUGAUUUACGGAAAUGUUAAUCAAGUUCAAGAAUACGUUAAAGACAGCGAAUUAGAAGAUGCAGCGGGCCGGAAAGCUUUACAUCUAGUGUGCACUUAUGGCGCCAAAUACCAUCAAAUCGACAGAAAACUCGACAAUUUUACUUUUGACGAUUAUCGCCUGCAUCGAGAAUCUUCCACUUACAUGCGCAUAUUAGAAAUUCUCUUGAGAUAUUGUCAAAAUAUUUCCAAAAGUGAUGGGUUAUUCAAUUUUACGUGUUUUGAUUAUUCAAGCGCAUCUGGAUGUUUAUAUCCAUUUGAAACUUUGAUCUACAAUGGGCUCUUAACUUUUCAACAGUUGGAAGAGAGUCUCUACAGAAAUUUUGAUCCUGUGACUGUAGUUUUCUAUGCUGCUCAAAUGGGUUAUCGUAACUUGCUUUACGAACUUACCUUACAAAAUCCAGAUUUGGUAAAAAGUGAUAAAUUUGCCCAUAUCUCUCUUCUCCGUGUUGCAGUAAUUGGUUGCAAGAACGAUGUAUGUACCGUGGAAAGAAAGGGUAAUGUGGAAGUUGUUGACAUUUUGUUGCAAAAAUCCGAAAACGUAAAUGCUGAAGAUACAUACAAACGCAGUAUAUUGGAUUAUGCUUGUCAGUAUGGAUGUUAUGACAUGUUGAGCAAAUUAUUGGAAUAUGGUGCUAAGUGUACCGGUGGAAACGAUACCGUUCAUGUGAUGGCAAAAUAUGGUACUUUAAAUGAAGAAACAGUGAAGCUACAUAGUGACCUAAAUGCUGCUAACAGAGAAGGAACAACAGCUUUGCAGUUAGCAUGUGAAAAUGGUCACACUGAAGUUGUUAAGACGCUUCUUCAAAAACAGAGCAGUGCAAAUACAACAAAUAAGGAAGAAAUGAAUGCGCUACAUUUUGCCACAAAAUCGAAGAAAGACAACACUGAAGUCAUUAAAUUAUUGUUGACGCAUAAGGUUGACAUAAACGCUAAAAACAUGGACGGAAGUACUCCUUUGCAUCUAGUUUGUAGUCGUGGGCAUCUCCAAGCAGCAAAAAUCCUAAUUCAAAAUAGUGCCGACAUUAAUGCAGUUGAUAAGAAGAGUAAGAAUGCUCUGCACUACGCUGCAGUAUCAAAAGACGAUAAUUCUGCUAUCAUAGAACUCUUAGUUCAUAUGGGUUUGGAUUCUAGUAAUAAGGACGACAAUGGAAUGACUCCGCUGCACAUAGCUUGUUGCCAGUGGCAGGCCAGAAAUGUCCAGGUGUUACUGAAAUCUAGCAAUGUCAAUAGUGCUGACAAUAACGGUAUGACCGCACUACAUCACGCCGUCAAAACUUGGAAUAAUAACAUAGAAGUAAUAGCUUUAUUAACUUCUAAUGACAAUAUUAACGUCAAUGCUCAAGAUCAUCUAGGGAAAACACCACUACAUCUUGCUUGUGAAGAAAAUCAGGUAGACAACGUACGAAUAUUGUUAGACAAAGAUGCCAACGUAAACAUUCUAAGUAAGGAAAAUAUGAAUGCUUUACAUUAUGCCUCCAACUCGUGGAAAGAAAAGGUAGAAAUUGUGAAUUUGCUAAUAGAUCGACAUAUUGAUGUUAAUGCAAAAACUAUAAGUGGAACAACUGCUUUGUUUCUUGCAUAUGACAGAGGUAAUAUUAACAUUGUUCGAGUUCUAUUGAAGAAAUGUCCAAAUAUUGACUUGAUUGAUCAAAGGAAGAUGAACAUUUUACAUCACGCUACUAAAUCAACAAUCGAUGAUGAUGAAAUAUUAUGUUUGUGUAAAGAAAAGGGAAUUGACGUGAACGCCCAAACUGAGAAAGGAAAAACUGCAUUACAUUUUGCCUGUAAGCAGGGAAAGAUUGAAACAAUUAAAACUCUCAAAACUCUUGGAGCUGAUGUGAACAUGAGAGACAACGAAGGACGGAAUGCAUUACACCACGCCAUAUUGUCCACAUAUGAAAAUCCAACCUUGAUCACAUUGUUGAAAAGUUAUGAUAUUGAUCUAGACGCCAGAAACACUAAAGGUGUGACACCUUUACACCUAGCAUGUGCUGAAAAUAAAGUAGAAAUGGCAAAAACAUUACUUGAUUUAGGAGCUGAUGCUAAUACUGUAGAUAACCUGAAACAAAAUUCUCUGCAUUAUGCAGCCGCAGCAAAACAAAGUACAGACACAAUGAAUUUACUGCUUGAUAGUGGUGCAAACGCAAAUGCGCAAGAUGCGAAAGGAACGACUCCACUGAGUAUUGUGUGUAAAAAAGGUCAACUUCCAAAUGUUGAGAUCUUACUUCUGCGUAAAGUUGAUGUUAAUCUUAUCGACAGGGAAGGCUUCAGCGCACUACAUCAAGCAACCCAAUUUUGGAAAGAUAAUACAGAAAUUAUCAGUUUGUUGUUAGAUAAUGGUAUAAAUGUCAAUGCCACAAACAACAAAGGAAGAAAUGCUUUACAACUUUCGUGUAAAGAAAACCAUAUUUGUGAUGUUAAGACGUUACUACAAAGAGGUGCAAAUCUACAUUCCGUCGACAAACAGGGAAUGUCUGCUUUGCACUAUGCGGCUAGUUCUGAAGAAGACAGUGUGGAAAUAAUCAACUUGUUAGUAACUAAUGGUCUGUCAACAAAUCAGAGAAACAUGUAUGGCGAGACUCCAUUACAUCUUGCGUGUAAAAGUGGAAACGUGAAGAAUCUGAAAGAACUGUGCAAGAACGGGAGAAAUCUUAACGAAAUCACUUCUUCAGGAAAAACCGUCUUACAUUAUGCAGCAGAAUCAAAAAAUGUGGAAAUGUUAAAAUACGUUCUAUCCUUUGAAUCUGAUAUUAAUGCAAGUGAUAAUCUGGAUGUCAGUGUAUUACAUGUGGCAUGCCAACAUGGAAGUUAUGAUUGUGUCAAACUGCUAAUUGAUCACAACGCUGACGUUCACGCCGUUACUAAUACAAAGAAAACCGUCUUGCAUUAUGCGGUGUUAUCAAAAGAAACUGCAGAGAUUGGCGAGAUAAUAAAUUCUUUACUUAAUGCAGGUGUGGAUGUAGAAACUAAAGAUUUGAAACACAGAAAUGCAAUUGUGUAUGCAGUGCAGAAGAAACGUUAUCAAGUGAUAAAAAUUUUCAUUCAACUCAAUAAGUUUUCACUCGUUUUUGAGCACGAUACUGAAGAUUUUCUGUACUAUACUAUCUACAGUGGAUGCUUGUAUGGUUUAGAUUUAUUUAACACACAUGAUGGAAUUCUUGAGACAAUUAAUACCAACAACAAAGAAUUUCCACUAGAUUUCUUAGUUACGGAUGGACAUCUGAAAAUGGAUACACUGAUUAAGAUGACAAAGUUCGUCAAUAAAGUGAUUGAAUUUUCCAGUUAUUCUGUGGACUAUGAUCAGAAAUAUUCGCCUGGAGGAAUCGCGGCUUAUUUGAGACACUUGUUAUCGCAAAGCUACCACCUUGAGACCAUUUUCAGUGAAAUAGAUAGUAGUAGUUCGUGGAACAAGAGAUUUUCUAAGCUUCAAAAAUUUCUCGGAACAUAUAAGCAACAAUAGAUUAUGUUAUUUGAAAAUACUUAUAUUUGCCUAAAUACUGUUUCCAAUAUUAAACGCUUGUGUUUAGUAAAAAUUUCAUUUGUAUUCACUUCAAUAGAUUUCUGUUUUAGUCUA